AUGGCUAUUGAGAGGUAUGGGCGUGACCCGAAUUACAAGUUGUUACAUGAUAGGGUUACAGAUGUUUACGUGGAACAUUUGAAGUCUGAUAUGGAAAUAUUGAAGCGAAGUUUUAAGCAAUCGGAUAUUGAUGAUGAUGAACGGUACUCGUUGGCCUAUGAGAUGACUGAUGCUGCUGGCUGUUGCCUUUCUUACAACUCCAUGGACGCCAAAACCAUCAAUGCCACUUUGAUAUGUGAAAGCAUUGCAAGGAAGUUUUUUCCCGGAGUAUCAUAUCCGGAAUAUCAAGGUACUGAUGACGUUCAAUACGCUGAAAAAUUUGAAAACCGGCUCAGGAAGGAGGUUUUGGAUCCCCUGCAGAAGGCCGGCAGUUGUGGACGCUCCAAAAAGCAAGGAAAGCUCUGCGAGGUUGAGACAUAUUUGGAGGAGGUGAAAGCGGACAAGUCCAAGAUUGAACCCGGUGCUUUGCUUCCACCUCAGAUCUUGGCCUUUGCGGAUCAUCCCAAUGUUGGGGAAGUGGCUGAGCUUCAAUGGAAAACAAUGGUGGAGGAUAUGAAAAAACAAGGCAAGAUGAAAAACUGUUUGGCUGUAUGUGACAAUGACAUAAAAUUCGUAAGGGGAAAGGCAACUGAGGUCUCGCUGGCUUUGGGACUUUUGGUGUCUGAAUUAACCCAAGAGCCAUGGAACGGAAAGGUGGUCAGUUGGCACUCAACUCUACAAACAAUACAAGGCCAUGAUCUAAAGUCCAAGUCCGAGUUUGUGACGAUGAUGGACUUCGAGGUCACUGGAGAAGACGAACUUUAUAUUGAGAAAGCGUUUAACUCGAUUUUGGAACUGGCAGUGAAUGACAAUUUGCUGCCAGAGCAGAUGGUCAAGAAGGUGUUUGUGUUCAGCAAGCAACAAUUUAGCCAUGAAGCUUAUUCCUUAUGGGAAGAUGAUUACAAUGAAAUAAAGAGGAAGUUUGAGGCAAAAGGGUACGGCGAUGCGGUGCCACACAGUGAUUUGGUUUAUGUCAGAUCAUUGCUUCGAUUCGGAACCUGA
Molecule: messenger RNA, 1041 nt
Organism: Pyrus x bretschneideri (Chinese white pear)
Lineage: Eukaryota; Viridiplantae; Streptophyta; Magnoliopsida; Rosales; Rosaceae
Exons: 1
Coding region: 1-1041 (346 amino acids)
Source: RefSeq, a predicted model, not a curated record